UUAAUUACGUUAAAAAUGUAUCUUAUUUAAGGAAUGGAUCCGAACUGGCGACACAUAAUACCACCAGGCCAAAAAUAUGUUGUUUCCGAAGGUCAGUGUAUUGAGGAUUGCACAGCACACGCUUUUCCACCUCAAGGUGUCAAUAUUUUUGCUGUGAUGAUGCGCACACACCAAAUUGGAAGGGAAGUGAAGCUACGUCAGAUUCGACAAACUGAAGAAUUUAUUCCAAUUGCACACGACAGCAAUAUUGACAUUGCUUAUGAGGACUUCCGUCGUCUGCCUGUCCCGGUGCGUUCAUUGCCAGGAGAUAGACUGAUUGCAGAAUGUAUUUAUGAUAGUUCGUCACGGAAAGCAAUUACUCUAGGUGGACUAACUAUGAAGGAGGAAAGUUGCACGGUGCUUACGCUCUACUACCCGCGCCAGAAAAAGCUUACAACAUGUCAUUCUUUGCCUAGUUUGCCCACAGUCCUUCAUUCUCUGGGUAUAGAACAGUUGGCUACUGAUUCAAACCCGGUUCUAAUAUCGUCACCACCGGAACUAGCUGGCAUGACACUAGAAACCAGGCUUAUUACUUAUGAUUGGCAGAACCAUUUCAAUGAAUUUCAGGAAGCUACUAGAACUGGAUCUUUUAAGCCUCUCUGUUGGGGUGCUAAAAAUCAUGUUAUACCGGUUUGUUACUAUCAUAACUUCAACUAAAUUUUAAUUUUGAUUAAUAUAUUCUAUUUAUUUCAUUUUCAUUUUAAG
Molecule: messenger RNA, 744 nt
Organism: Teleopsis dalmanni
Lineage: Eukaryota; Metazoa; Arthropoda; Insecta; Diptera; Diopsidae
Product: MOXD1 homolog 2-like
Exons: 4
Coding region: 34-696 (220 amino acids)
Biological process (GO): norepinephrine biosynthetic process; dopamine catabolic process; octopamine biosynthetic process
Cellular component (GO): secretory granule membrane
Molecular function (GO): dopamine beta-monooxygenase activity; copper ion binding
Source: RefSeq, a predicted model, not a curated record